GCCGCGCAAAAACAGGAGCAUUUGCCCUAAACCCCUCUUUUCGCACUCUGCCUCUUGUAGUGCGAAUUACCGUCUCUUCCUCCUACGGUAUUAAGCCAUUUUCGAUUCUCUUCUAUCCUUUCCCAUGACAAACACUGUGGCGGCUGCAAACGCUGAACUAGCUCGCUGCGUUUCGAGACCUUUUUUCGAUAAAACCACCAUUGUUGCUCAACCUCCUCUGGCAGUACGACCUAACCGCUUGCAAAGGUUUCCUCUUCUUUCUUUAUCCUUGCUGGAAAGAAAUAGCAUUGGCAAUAGCCGCUUGCGGUCGAUGUCCAAGGAAUCCGAUGGGUCAGGUGGGUUAACUUAUAAGGAUGCCGGUGUUGAUAUUGAUGCUGGAACUGAGCUAGUUAGAAGAAUCGCUAAGAUGGCUCCUGGAAUUGGUGGAUUUGGCGGACUUUUCCCCCUCGGCGAUUCUUACCUUGUUGCUGGUACUGAUGGUGUGGGAACCAAGCUCAAGCUAGCAUUCGAGACUGGAAUCCACGAAACUAUUGGGAUUGAUCUUGUUGCAAUGAGUGUCAAUGACAUUGUUACUUCUGGAGCAAAGCCAUUAUUCUUCCUUGAUUAUUUUGCGACAAGUCACCUUGAUGUUGACCUUGCUGAAAAGGUUAUUAAAGGAAUUGUAGAUGGUUGUCAACAAUCUGACUGUGCUCUGUUGGGUGGGGAGACUGCAGAGAUGCCAGACUUUUAUGCAAAAGGUGAGUAUGAUCUCAGUGGCUUUGCAGUAGGCAUUGUCAAAAAGGAUUCAGUUAUAGAUGGGAAAAGCAUUGUGGCUGGAGAUGUACUAAUUGGCCUACAUUCUAGUGGAGUCCAUUCAAAUGGUUUCUCUCUCGUUAGAAGAGUUUUGGCUCGUAGUGGUUUUUCUUUAAAGGAUCAACUUCCUGGUGCAGCAGUUACCUUAGGAGAAGCAUUAAUGGCACCAACUGUUAUAUAUGUUAAGCAGGUGUUAGAUAUAAUUGGCAAGGGAGGGGUGAAGGGGAUAGCACAUAUCACUGGUGGUGGUUUUACCGACAACAUACCCCGAGUGUUCCCAAAAGCCCUUGGUGCUGUCAUCUAUAACAAUUCUUGGAAUGUGCCACCUGUGUUCAAAUGGAUACAACAGGCUGGAAACAUCGAGGAUGCUGAGAUGAGGCGGACGUUUAACAUGGGCAUCGGGAUGGUUCUCGUUGUGAGCAAGGAAGCAUCUCAAAGAAUACUUGAAGAUGCAAGUGGUGCUUACCACAUCGGUGAAGUUGUGAAUGGAGAAGGUGUGACCUACAGCUAGAAACUGUAGCUUGUGCUGUAACAUGCGACAUUUAUUUCUCUGGUAAUCGGGAUGAGAUCUGCAUUCACAGCUCUUUCAUUGUUCCAUGCAACUUCAAAGUCCCUGUAUGACACAGUUGGUUGUAAUAUUAGAGAUCGGAUACAUGAGGCCGUUGGGAGGUUUUUGAACUCAUAAUAAGAUAGAAAUUAAGGUUGACCCA
Hibiscus syriacus is the source of this 1502-nucleotide messenger RNA. RefSeq names its product phosphoribosylformylglycinamidine cyclo-ligase, chloroplastic/mitochondrial-like. The record is from RefSeq and is a predicted model, not a curated record. The transcript is spliced from 8 exons. The coding region runs from base 125 to 1303 and encodes 392 amino acids. Gene Ontology annotation, biological process: adenine biosynthetic process; 'de novo' IMP biosynthetic process. Gene Ontology annotation, molecular function: phosphoribosylformylglycinamidine cyclo-ligase activity; phosphoribosylamine-glycine ligase activity. NCBI's taxonomy places the organism in Eukaryota, Viridiplantae, Streptophyta, Magnoliopsida, Malvales, Malvaceae. Gene Ontology annotation, cellular component: cytosol.